AUGGGCGAGGCGACGAAAGCACCAACCACCAUCCUCAUCUUUGCAUCCGAGCCUGCUCCUCUCAUCCCAUCUGCUCCCGCACCCACACGACUCGACACACUUUUGGCAGCAAGAACCUCUCGAACACAUCAUCCGGCAUCAGUUCAGCUUCGAGUCGCCAAACUCGCACUCGCCAUGUUGCCGCUAUCGCUGCUGAAUGCAGCGCAGAACAAGCCGAUGCUGGUGGAGCUCAAGAACGGCUCUACGUUCAACGGACAUCUUGUGGCAUGUGACAACUUUAUGAACCUCACCCUUCGCGAGGUCUACGAAACCAGCGCCAGUGGAGAGCAGUUUUGGAAGCAGAAGGAAUGCUAUAUUCGUGGCAGCACAAUCAAGUACUGUCGGGUUGCGGACAGCGUGAUUGAUCAGGUCAAGGAGACCGAGGAGGCUGCACGCAAGCAGCGCCAACAGGGCGGUGGCGGUCUCUCCGGUGGCGUCAGUCUAGGUGCGCGUGGUGGUGGACGUGGAAACCACCGCGGCUCAAGGGGCGGUGGUCCAGACCGCGGAAGAGGAUCCGCAAGAGGCCGUGGAAGAGGCCAGUAA
Molecule: messenger RNA, 582 nt
Organism: Moesziomyces antarcticus
Lineage: Eukaryota; Fungi; Basidiomycota; Ustilaginomycetes; Ustilaginales; Ustilaginaceae
Product: sm-like ribonucleoprotein
Exons: 6
Coding region: 1-582 (193 amino acids)
Biological process (GO): P-body assembly; mRNA splicing, via spliceosome; nuclear-transcribed mRNA catabolic process
Cellular component (GO): P-body; spliceosomal tri-snRNP complex; U6 snRNP
Molecular function (GO): U6 snRNA binding
Source: RefSeq, a predicted model, not a curated record